AUGAAUAUGAUCAGUGCUAAGAAACUCAUCAAGAUGGCAAGGAAAUGGCAGAAGUUUGCAGCUAAACAGAGGAAGAGAAGUUCUUUUCCAAGGUCUAAUUCCAAUGAUUUAGAGAGUUGUAGCACAUCAUCUACUAUAGUUUCUAAAGGAAAUUUUGUGGUAUAUAAACCUGAUCAAAAGCAAUUUGUGGUUCCGUUAGCUUAUCUUCAACACGAGCCAAUGUGGAUCAGCUUUAUAUGUUCAAGAACAAAGAAACCUGCAAUUACUAGGAAGCCUAUUAUUUGUGGUUAUACUGAUUCAGACAUGGCUGGGGGAGUUGUGUCUUGGUUGCAAAAAUGUGUUGCUCUAUCUACUACAAAAGGUGAGCUUAUUGCUGUUGUUGAAGCUUGUAAAGAAUUGCUUCGGAUGAAGAGAUUCUUGGGAGAACUUGGUUGUGCUCAAGAGAGAAUGGUCACAAAACGUAAAACAAUCCUAUUGGCUGAGAUUUCUGACGCGUCUGCCACUUCUCCAACUGUUGGAGACAGUGCACCAACUUUUUAUACUUUCUCCAGCUGGCAUCCAAAAAACAUAUUGAGCCAAUAA
Solanum lycopersicum (tomato) is the source of this 582-nucleotide messenger RNA. NCBI's taxonomy places the organism in Eukaryota, Viridiplantae, Streptophyta, Magnoliopsida, Solanales, Solanaceae. The record is from RefSeq and is a predicted model, not a curated record.